Geosmithia morbida is the source of this 1791-nucleotide messenger RNA. RefSeq names its product Exo-beta-1,3-glucanase, GH17 family. The record is from RefSeq and is a predicted model, not a curated record. Gene Ontology annotation, biological process: cell wall organization. Gene Ontology annotation, cellular component: cell surface; extracellular region; fungal-type cell wall. The transcript is spliced from 2 exons. Bases 1 to 1791 code for a protein of 596 amino acids. Gene Ontology annotation, molecular function: glucan endo-1,3-beta-D-glucosidase activity; 1,3-beta-glucanosyltransferase activity. NCBI's taxonomy places the organism in Eukaryota, Fungi, Ascomycota, Sordariomycetes, Hypocreales, Bionectriaceae.
AUGAAGGGAGGUUUCGCCGUCGCCGCCGUCGCCGCCCUGGCCACCGGUGCCAACGCCAUCAACCACCGUCACGGACAUGAGCUCCUUCACAGGAAGGUCGAGGCCGAGAGCUGUGGAUGCACCACCAUCUACUACACCACCACUGGGGAGGCUACUCUCGUCCCUGCUCCUGCUCCCUCCACCAGCACCAGCUCGUCCUCCAAGCCGGUCACUCCCGUGUCCGUCGCCACCCCUACUCCGGUCCAGCCCUCGACGACGGCGACGCCGACCCCGACGUCGACCUUCAAGCAGCCCGUCCCCACCCCCGAGCAGUACACCUGCCCCACGCCGGGAACGUACACCUUCUCGGCCACGACCGUGACGCUGAGCGAGACGACGACCGUCUGCGGCGCCACCAGCACGCACGUCACCGCCGGCACCCACACCCUCGGAGGCGUCACGACCGUGGUCGAGACGGCCACCACCGUGACCUGCCCCGUCGCCACCACCACCGUGUCUGACGGCGUCGUGACCAGCAUCGUGACCAGCACCGAGUACGUCUGCCCCUCGGCCGGCACCUACACCAUCGCCCCCAUCACCACCACCGUCACCACCGAGGGCGACGUCCAGGUCCCCGUCCCGACCAGCUACGCCCCGGGAACCUACACUGUCCCCGAGCAGGUCGUGACCGUCACCGACACCGACUACGUCACCUACUGCCCCUACAGCACUUCCGAGGCCCCCUCGCCCACCUCCGUCAUCGAGGCCGUGGCCACCUCCGAGCCGGCCCCGUCUGCCGCCGCCACCACCGUCGCCUCCGCCUCGUCCUCCGCCGCCGCCACCACCUCCAGCGCGGCCGCCGGCGGGAUCGAUCUCUCCAUCUCUCUCGGCUCCGGCGGCUCCUCCGGUUCCUCCUCCUCCGCCUCCGCCUCCAGCGCCGCCCCCUCCCCCUCGUCUGGCGGCGGCAGCAGCAGCGGCAGCUUCACCGGCAGCUUCGGCGGAGCCGGCGACCACUACGGUCUCACCUACACCCCCUACGUCGGCGCCACGGGCGAGUGCAAGUCGGCCGAGCAGGUCGACUCCGACAUCCAGACCAUCAAGGCCGACGGCUUCGACGUCGUCCGCGUCUACUCGACCGACUGCGACACGCUCGAGAACGUCGGCAGCGCCUGCAAGAAGCACGGCGUCGACAUGAUCAUCGGCAUCUUCGUCAAGGCCAGUGGCUGCAGCCCCGACACGCCCGAGGUCAAGGAGCAGAUCGACGCCAUCUCCAGCUGGGCCUCCUGGGACCAGGUCAAGCUCUUCGUCGUCGGCAACGAGGCCCUCAUGAACGGCUACUGCACCGCCUCCGAGCUCCGCGAGCUCAUCACCACCGUCAAGUCCGCCUGCUCCGACUACACCGGCCCCUACACCAUCGCCGAGACCCUCGACUCGUGGCUGGAGCCGUCCACGUCGGGCGCCCUCUGCGACGUCGUCGACUUCACCGGCGCCAACAUCCACCCCUUCUUCAACGCCGCCAACUUCGCCUCCCUCGCCGGCACCUUCGUCCAGGGCCAGCUCUCGAUCCUCGACAAGAUCUGCGAUGGCAAGAAGGCCGUCAACCUCGAGUGUGGUUGGCCCACCGGCGGCUCCUGCCUCGGCAGCGCCUGCCCCGGUAAGUCCGAGCAGGCCGAGGCCCUCACCGACAUCCGCAAGAAGGUCGGCGACCGCACCGUCUUCUUCUCCUUCGAGGACGACAAGUGGAAGGCCCCCGGUCCUCAGGGCUGUGAGCAGUUCUGGGGUGUCAACUCCUACUUCUCUAGCCUCCUGUAA